UGAAUGCUUUGCUACAGGCUCAUGCCAUUUGUAUAUUGUUAGGCCCAGAAGAUAGAGUGGUUUGAUCCAUAGCUCCUACUGUCUUGAAGUGUCGUUGAGCAAAACGCUGAAGUUAAGCGUGAGAAAGUACGACCGCUUGCUUGAAUAUGUACAACUUUCUAAAUGUUUUAAGCAGAGUUAAUAAUUUUUAGUGAAGUUAAAAGACACACAUUGUAAUUGUUUGACCUGCAAUGAAAUACAACAUCUUGAGACUCCUACUCUUCCACCUGCAUGGAGAUAAGAGAAUGUCAAUGAAACAUUUCCCUCCGAAACACAGAAAAAGGAGCAGAUUGGUUGCAAGAAGAACAUAUUGGCUUAUUUUAGAGAACAACACGUUUAAUCAGAGAGGGACAUGCUGGACUCCUUCACGAACUUUGCUCUACUUCUUCCAGGUCUUUAGGCUAAACACAUGAGAAUGUGCUGCCAAAUCCUUUGAGCAUUUUCUUUAAUCGGCUCUUAUGGGUAGUAGGGAAGGUAGGGAGAGAGAGAUCAGCCAUCUGAAUAAAGGAUGCUUUUACAAUCUUUGAGCUCUAGAAGUUUGUAAUAGUUACAACCCCUUUCCUCUCCCCCACAGCCUCAAACACACACAAACACACACACACACACACAAAGUAGGGUCUUUCCUGUUUGAAAUCUAUCCAGAAAUGGGAUAGUCUGUGAUUUGAAAUGCUCCAUUUCUCAGCAUCCAGACACUCUGUCCCCCCCACACAAUCAUGUGCUUAUAGCAGAUUAUGUUUAGGGCCUCUAAAACCCCAAAUUCUUGCUUCGCUAAAUAAUUUCUGGUUGAAUUGAACCUCAGUUGUCAAAGGCAUUUGGAACUCGUGGAUCUAUUCAUAAACACCUUGCCUGUUGACUUCAGCAAGCUGGUCUCGGAGACUGGGAAGUGAAAUAUGUUCGAGUUAAUGUGCUCAUCAAGGUCACUUUUCUUGAACAUGUCAAUGUUUUAAAUGUGAGACAACCUUUUCUUCUCUUGUUUUUGCUGAGUAUGUUGUUGCUCACAAGCAACUCCGUUCUCAUGGGAAGAGAAACUCAAGUCUAUUUGAUUGAUGCUGCAGAUAAAAUUCCUGCUAUAAAUAUAUAUCAGUGUUCAGCAGCAUGCAGAUAUGGCUCAUUAGCUCAGGAAGGAUGAACUUCUCAUGAUGUAAACAGGCUUUGACUACUGAACAUACCAGGGUACACAGUUAACUUCAGGUGCAUAGUAGUGGAAGAAGUAUUGAUAUUUAAUUAGGUAAAUAUAAUACAAAGUAGCAAUGAAAAUCCAUCUGAAAUGCAAUAAAGUAAAAAAGUAACAUGGAAAUACAUGGAAAUGCUCAAGUUAAGUACAAGUACCUCACAAUUGUACUUAAACAUGAGUUUGUCUCACUCCAUAUUGCUCUUGUGUAUGAGUUAACAAUAAUGGCGUCCAUCACUUUAACUCUGCUCAGCAUCAGUUGAUGUAUUCCGUUUUAUCUUCUACGUUUAUUCUGUUUGUUAUUAUCUUCUGCAAUAUCACAGUUCACUGACAGGAAUCAAUAACGUUGUGUGUUAUUUAUUUUUCAGCAUCUUCUUGUCAGCUUUUGACAACAACUGUACAUUCUAUAAUAACUUUGUGUCUUGAAGAGCGAGCUUUUGAUGAGAGGUCUUCCACAAUGAGAGACCGCUUGGAGGAGCUGCACCUGAGGGCUCAAGAAUUUUCUAAGGCAGAUCGUGAGACCAUCAAGCCUUCCUCAGUGGGAAGAGACAAUGACGACUCUGUAUCGCAAACGGCUGUGGUGUUUGAGGAAGAGCCCAUCAUCGAGAACUUCCUGUCUGAGGUUCAGCAAAUCAGAGAUGAUACCACCAUGCUCGACACAGAGGUCCUUAAGUUUGGCCAGCAGCAAAAGACGUUGGUGGCAACCAUGCGUCGGUUCAGCGUGAUGAAGAAGGAGAGCAGUAUAACUCGGGACAUCAAGCUCAAGGCUGAAAGCCUCCAUCGACGCUUAGACGCGCUUUCCAAACAGGUUCAAAAAACUGAGGACCAGCACGGACUUUCGUCUGUGACAGCGAGAAUUCAGCGAUGCCAGCAUGCAGCGCUUCACAGCAAAUUCCAGCAGGUAAUGCUGCAGUAUAAUGAAAGCCUGCUGACCAAGCAGGAGUGCUGUACGCAUUUCAUUUUCCGGCAGCUGGAGGUAUCUGGAAGGGAUAUGACGGAGGAUGAGGUCAAUGAAAUGGUGGCCUCGGGAAAAUGGGAAGUCUUCAACGAGAACUUGCUGAACGAUGCCAGAAUCACACGGUCACAACUAUCUGAGAUUGAACAACGACAUAAGGAGCUGUUGAGUCUGGAGAACAAUAUGAAGGAGCUCAGGGACCUGUUCAUGGACAUUUUCAUGUUGGUGGAGGAACAAGGGGCCUCGAUUGAGCACAUCCAGACCAAUGUAGAAAGGACACAGGAUUAUGUGGCUGUAUCUAAUGAGAAGUUCAAGAUGGCCGCCAGGUACAAGAAGAAGAACCCACUUCGACAGCUGUGCUGCUGCUGCUGCCCACCGUGGAGGUGCUGUCUAUAAAACGUGCAUUUCUUUUUUAACUCAACGAUCAUUUAGAAUAACAUUUUCAUUUCAAAAAGUCUCACUUAACUUUUGUGAGGGAGCAACGUUGGAUUCAAGUACCAAUAAAGUGAAGGUUAUGGCACUUUGUUUUUUUGCUGUUGAACAGAGCGAAGGUGAAGACAGAUUCGGCAGAGCAUAGAAAACAAUUAGGGGGAAAAGCCAGAAUUGGUAUUUGAGGCACUUGUUUCUUUCGAAAGGAUGUGAGUCGACUGCUGUUGUAAGAGACAGUUCAGUGAGUGCUACUCACAAACACUGCUGCUUAUUGAAGACCUUCACUGUCAUCUGACAGAGGUCACAAACAAGGGGAAACCACUUCCUCUGCUAGAUCAGCAACACAGAUUUAUUUCUAUUUUUUCCCACGGAGCUCUAUUUAAUGACUUUUUUUUAUACAAUACAUGCACUUUAA
Cyclopterus lumpus (lumpfish) is the source of this 3009-nucleotide messenger RNA. RefSeq names its product syntaxin 19 (gene stx19). The coding region runs from base 1668 to 2561 and encodes 297 amino acids. Lineage: Eukaryota; Metazoa; Chordata; Actinopteri; Perciformes; Cyclopteridae. Gene Ontology annotation, cellular component: synaptic vesicle; plasma membrane; presynaptic active zone membrane. Gene Ontology annotation, biological process: intracellular protein transport; exocytosis; synaptic vesicle fusion to presynaptic active zone membrane. The record is from RefSeq and is a predicted model, not a curated record. The transcript is spliced from 4 exons. Gene Ontology annotation, molecular function: SNAP receptor activity; SNARE binding.